Cicer arietinum (chickpea) is the source of this 1099-nucleotide messenger RNA. RefSeq lists its product as uncharacterized. Gene Ontology annotation, molecular function: S-adenosylmethionine-dependent methyltransferase activity. The record is from RefSeq and is a predicted model, not a curated record. NCBI's taxonomy places the organism in Eukaryota, Viridiplantae, Streptophyta, Magnoliopsida, Fabales, Fabaceae.
UUGAUAUGAAUAAAAAAGCAAGUUACCAUUUUUAAGAAAAGAUUUGGAAGUAAGAAACUUAAAUCUGAAGAGAUUGAAGCAAUGACGACAGGAACACAAGCGUACGGUGAAUCAUGGUAUUGGGACAACCGGUACACCAACGAACCAGGUCCUUUUGAUUGGUACCAAAAAUACAUUACUUUGUCUCCCAUCAUCAAUCUCUAUGUUCCAACUAACCAAUCUAUCCUUGUUGUUGGUUCUGGCAAUUCAGCAUUUAGUGAAGGCAUGGUUGAUGAAGGUGGUUACAUGGAUGUUGUUAACAUUGAUAUAUCUUCUGUGGUCAUUGAUGCUAUGCAGAAUAAAUAUCAAGAUCGUCCUCAAUUGAAGUAUAUGAAAAUGGAUGUAAGAGACAUGAGUGCUUUUGAAUCAGAGUCUUUUGGUUCUGUUAUUGACAAAGGGACUCUUGAUUCUAUCUUGUGUGGAAACAAUUCAAGACAAAAUGCUACUAAGAUGCUUGAGGAAAUUUGGAGGGUUCUCAAGGAUAAAGGAGUCUAUAUUCUGGUGACGUAUGGUGCUCCACUAUAUCGCCUACGUUUGCUACGCGAUUCGUGCUCGUGGUCAAUUAAACUCCAUGUGAUAGAGAAACUAGCAUCAGAAGAAAAAUCUGAUGAUCCAAUUUGGGAGCUGACAAAACCUAUUCCACUUAAUAAUGAUGGAAGCUCUGUGGAUGAAACUCUAGGACCGAAUCCCGACGUCCAUUAUAUAUACAUUUGCACUAAGGAAAUUUCUGCUAACUAAAACGUAAAAGCAUGAAUGGGCGGUUUAGCAAGGAAGGCAUGCAUUUUCACUCUACAAAUUUGUGUUAACUACUCUUUCACUCUAGGUUGAUCCUAUAAUUUGUAAUGUCUAAUCUAAAGUUAAUGAUGUUUUCUUUACAACAAUUAUUAUUAGUAUUAUGAUUUUCUCAUCUCUUGUGUGAUCUAAUGAUUGUAGCAUUUGUUCAAUUUUAGAUUAGAUUGAUUCUAUAAGUUUUAUGUUAACUGGACCAUUUUAUAAUGCAGUUGUAAUUGUUCCCUUAUCCUUUAAACUUUAUAAUGGCUAUUUAAUUUUGAUGCUGCCA